AAACUGACACUGAUAAUGUCUUUCUUUAUGUAUUCCACAGGAAUCUCAAUGACGUUACUGCAGUCAAAGGAUGGCAUUCAUUACUUCACCUUUGAGCACAGUCGUGACUACCAACAAGUGCAGUUCAAGUUCCUGGAUGCGGUCGAGUCCAUGGAUCCUAACAACAUUGUUGCCUUGCUACAGCUUAACCCUUACCACAUUGACUCGUUGCUGCAGCUUUCAGAUGUCUGUCGCAUACAGGAGGAUCAGGAGAUGGCAAGGGACCUGAUUGAAAGGGGCUUGUACUGCUUUGAAUGUGCUUGUCACCCAUUAUUUAGCUUGACAUCAGGUGCCAGCAGACUCGAUUAUCUGAGACCCGAAAACAGGGCUUUUUAUCUUGCUCUGUAUAAGCACAUGAUGUUCCUGGAGAAGCGUGGGUGCCCACGGACGGCUUUGGAGUUCUGCAAAUUCAUCCUUAGUUUGGACCCAGACUCUGACCCACUCUGCAUGCUCCUGCUCAUUGAUUUUCUGAUGCUGCGCUCCAGAGAGUACCAGUCUCUCCUCCAGUUAUAUCAGGACUGGGGGGAGCACAGAAACCUGUCCCAGCUGCCGAACUUUGCGUUCUCCGCCGCACUUUGCCAUUUUCAUCUCAGUCAGGAGGAAGAUUUGGAUCCUGAGGAAAGUGUCAAACAAAGAUGCAAAGCUGACCAGAUGCUGCAGGAAGCCCUCGUCAUGUUCCCUGGAGUCUUGAUGCCUCUACUGGAUCUGUGCACUGUGCAGCCUGAUGCAGCAGUCACCUCACAUGCUUUCUUUGGUCCAAAAUGUCGCAUAGGGCAGCUGCCAGCUCUGGCUGAACUGACAGCUCUGUACGUGGGGAGGACUUACAUCAUGUGGAAGGAGGCAGCAGUAAUGCUUUGGUUGGAAGAGUCGGUGAGAGAAGUGUUGCAUCGAGUUGAUGCCAAAGAUCCUCUGGUGCUGGACUGUCAAAACAGGAGAAGCCAGAGGUACCAGAGUGCACCAAGGAACAUCCAUCGCCAUGUCCUGCUCUCUGAGAUCAAGGAAGCCACCUCAUGUCUGCCUUUAGUAAGAAACUCAACCAAACUACCAAAUGAGACAGCUUCCUCCAGCGACGCCGAGCUCCUGUCACUGCUCCUGGAUGCCGGGCUCUUAGUUGGCUGUGUCUCUUCAGCCCUGUACCCCCUGCUCAGCUCCCACAUGCUGUCCCAUCAGCAGGAAGGAGGCUGGGAUGUGGAGAAAGCCGCCGCUGAGCUGCUGGCGGCAGGCCACGGGCCCGAGGCGGGCUCCCUGCUGCUGGCUUACCGUGGAACACACCAGGCCCAGUUCACCUUCAACUCUGCCUUGGCUGUUCUAAGGAAGUGGCUUUGA
Messenger RNA from Solea senegalensis (Senegalese sole), 1365 nucleotides. RefSeq names its product transcription factor 25-like. The coding region runs from base 16 to 1365 and encodes 449 amino acids. Gene Ontology annotation, cellular component: RQC complex. The record is from RefSeq and is a predicted model, not a curated record. Lineage: Eukaryota; Metazoa; Chordata; Actinopteri; Pleuronectiformes; Soleidae. The transcript has 10 exons. Gene Ontology annotation, molecular function: protein binding.